GAGUCCCGACUCGUCUUUGUCCCCUCAUCACUCUCUCUUUCUUGAACCCUAACUUCUUGGCGUCGGCGGCGGGCGGCGAGAGAGAGAACCUGAAGCCACCCUUCUCCUACGCAUCACAAGGGCUUCACGCGGUCUUUCCCUAGACUAAAGAUGGGGAUUGGUCCAGCUCCGUUCUCUGAGAUUGGGAAGAAAGCUAGAGAUCUUUUGAACAAGGAUUACAACUUCGACCACAAAUUCAUUUUUUCUAAAACAAGUGAUUCUGGUCUGGGUCUUACGGCUACUGGCAUCAAAGUAAAUGAAUUAUUUAUUGGUGAUAUAAGUACACAGUACAAAAGUGGUAAAACAGUUGUUGAUGUCAAAGUCGAUACAAAUUCCAAUAUCUCAACAACAGUUACUGUUAAUGAAUUGUUGGCUGGUGCAAAGACUUCAUUGAGCUUUAAGAUACCUGAUCAGAAGUCUGGGAAGCUUGAUGUGCACUACCUCCAUGAUCUUGUAGCUUUCAAUUCUAGCAUUGGCUUGACCCCGACCCCUUUGCUGGAGUUUGCUGCAGCAAUUGGCAGCAGGGAACUUACUCUGGGUGCUGAGAUUGGAUUUGAUAGUGCAUCUGCUUCUUUCACCAAAUACAAUGCUGGGUUGGGCUUUAACAAGCAUGAUUUCUCUGCGGCGCUAAUGUUGACCGACAAGGGAGAGACCCUCAAGGCUUCUUAUAUCCAUGUGCUAAAUCCAAUCAAUGGAGCUGCAGUGGCUGCUGAAAUGAUCCACAAGUUCAACACAAAUGAGAACGGUUUCACCAUUGGAAGCUCGCACAAUGUUGAUCCUCUGACCAUGGUAAAGACACGGUUUAGCAACAGCGGAAAGGCUGCUGUCCUCUGUCAGCACCAGUGGAGGCCGAAAUCCUUCAUAACGCUUUCGGCCGAGUACGACCCCAAGGCAGUAAGUGCACCUUCCAAGUUGGGUCUGGCUCUAGCUCUCAAACCUUGAGAGCCAGACGAAGUCCUCUCUUUAUGGGCAUGUUUUAAUGUGCUCUUGGCCACAUUAUUCUUUUUGAAGUUGCACCAUGGUUUUGAGAAACCCUCUUUAGAAAUAUGGAUAUAAAGUAUCCAAAACAAAAGUGGCUGAGUUCGAACUCAAUUUUGAUUCAUCAUAUCCAUCCUUCACGAUGAGAGUUCAUAUCACACACAUUAUUUACUUAAAUGUAUUUUGUCUGCUGUUUGGGUUCUACGUUGGACAGUGUUGAUUCUGUUGUUAAAACCAUUAAUGUCGUACGCAAGCGGAUCUUUCCGAUCCGGUAGUUAAAAUUUUGAGGUCUUUUGAA
Messenger RNA from Musa acuminata subsp. malaccensis (wild Malaysian banana), 1315 nucleotides. Its product is annotated as mitochondrial outer membrane protein porin 6. Gene Ontology annotation, molecular function: voltage-gated monoatomic anion channel activity. Gene Ontology annotation, biological process: monoatomic anion transmembrane transport. The record is from RefSeq and is a predicted model, not a curated record. Gene Ontology annotation, cellular component: mitochondrial outer membrane. NCBI's taxonomy places the organism in Eukaryota, Viridiplantae, Streptophyta, Magnoliopsida, Zingiberales, Musaceae.